Alternaria arbusti is the source of this 534-nucleotide messenger RNA. RefSeq lists its product as uncharacterized. The transcript has a single exon. The record is from RefSeq and is a predicted model, not a curated record. NCBI's taxonomy places the organism in Eukaryota, Fungi, Ascomycota, Dothideomycetes, Pleosporales, Pleosporaceae. The coding region runs from base 1 to 534 and encodes 177 amino acids.
AUGCAGUCACAAAAGACACACGGUGCAUUUCUCGAGUUACCAGGCGAGAUACGAAAUAUGAUCUACGCCAUGGCCAUCUACCCAGAGCUUUCUUCGCUCGUGAUCGCAAAUUGCACUAAGCCGGAGCAUCUCGCCGCAUCUGUGCUGCAUCUUUCUGCCUUCCGCGUCUGUCGCCAGAUACGGGCCGAAUGUCUCUCCUACAUUUGCGCCAAUUUCUCCCUCAAGUUCCUUGGCCUGCAGACUGCGGAUCUCUUCUUUUGGUGUGCGGGACCAGCCAUCUCCGAGAUCAAGGCUUUUGUUCUUGUGCAGCCCUGCAUUGCUUCGAAAAGCAAACAAAGCGGAGAUAGGAGUGAGCGCUUCCUGGCUGCGCUAGAUAAGAUGGACCAGUUGACCAAAGUUGUUUUGGAGGAAACCGCGAAGGUUCUGGCGUUGGAAAAGAAUGAAGAGCAGAACGAGUUCACAAGAAGGGUCGAGGCUUUGAGCAAAAGAGGCGUGAAAGUCCAAGUCAGGGUGGGGAACAGAUAUAUCAUGUAG